UUUAUAUCCAGUCUGUAAGAAAUUCACAACAAAAUAAUGCACAAUAAAAUAAACACCAAUACUAUGGCUUAAUUACAGGAGCUUACGUCCGUUAGUGUACAUUUGAAGGGAUCAGUCCUAAAAGACCCGUAAGAAGAAACAAAAUGACACGGAGCUUUAACGAUUUCCGGAGUGAGCUAUUACACACCCAGAAAACUCAGACCAUCAAGAUAACAUGUCCAUAUUUCUUUGGGUAAUUUUGUCGAACACGUGAGAUACAAAACUUUGGAAACUGAUUGAACUAAUCUGCAAUGGGCCUAACAAGUGAUUAAACUAAUCUGCAAUAAGGGUAUUUGCAAAAUCAACAGUUGGGUGGUGGUGGCGACAGACAGAGGGUUGGUGAGGAAGAAGGCUCUGAUGCCGCUGGCAGGGGAUGGGCAGCAGCGUUUGGCUCUGACGCCGCUUACUGCGGGUGUGCAGUGGCAUAGAGGGAAGAAGACAGUGGGACAAAUUGGGGUGGGUUUGGAGGCAAACAGUGGGAUGUGGUGGUGGUGGGGGAGGGGGUUUGGAGGCGAUGGCGCUGUGUGUUGGUAG
Messenger RNA from Ilex paraguariensis (yerba mate), 573 nucleotides. Lineage: Eukaryota; Viridiplantae; Streptophyta; Magnoliopsida; Aquifoliales; Aquifoliaceae. The record is from the annotation of a GenBank genome assembly.